This is a messenger RNA of Limulus polyphemus (Atlantic horseshoe crab), 845 nucleotides long. RefSeq lists its product as uncharacterized. The transcript has 4 exons. NCBI's taxonomy places the organism in Eukaryota, Metazoa, Arthropoda, Merostomata, Xiphosura, Limulidae. The record is from RefSeq and is a predicted model, not a curated record. Bases 6 to 845 code for a protein of 279 amino acids.
CAUCCAUGUCUCGCCGUAAGCAGGCUAACCCCAAACCUUUGAAACGUAAAGCAAACGAAGAACUUGACGAAUUAAUUGAAUUGCUUAACUUGCCGUCAGAUGCCUUUACAAUCAAAGACUCUAAUAACGCUUAUACCGUUUUCACCAAAAUACCCCUAAAGAGAGGAACAAUUUUUGGCCCCUUUAAAGGCCUAUUAUCGCGAGGAAGAAAUUUAGCUACUAAAACUACAAUAAUACAGGCUAGAGACAUCAAUGGAGAGAAUGUCUACCUAGAUUUGAAUGAUGAAGCUGGAAGUUGGCUUAGACUGGUUAAACUAGCGACCACACCUCAAGAAGCAAAUCUCACAGUUUUUGUUGAAGGAAAUGAAAUAUGGUGUUCUAUACAUUGUGAUACAGAAAAGGACGUUGAGUUGAGUGCUUGGUACAAAAUCACGUCUAAUUGGCAGUCUUCAGUUGCUACUACUCCUGGUUUCUGGUUCCCAAAGGCGCCCCCUAUCUUUACAAAUAAAUGUUAUCCUUCCGUUUCCCGAUACAAAAACGUGUAUUUGGAAGCAAGUUAUGUGGAUAAGGGUGUAACAGAAGAAUGCCAGGACCUCUCCAUAAACACAUUAAAUGGCGAUAAACCUGUAGUUACCAAACGUUUCGCCAAUGAUACUUCAAACAGUGAAGUAAAGAUUAGCAUGUCAAGAAAGGGAAGAAGUCUAGACACAUCAAAUAGUUCGAGUUAUGGUUUUUCCUCAGGUGUAUAUUCAAAGUUGUGGAAAUUACCGACAACGCUCAUUAAUAGCACUUCACUCUCUACUUGUUCGUUCGACCUUCCUACUUCUCUAUCUACGAGUAAGUAA